AUGAGUGGUAUUCUUUCCAGGCAAGGAGUUUCGCAACGACAACAGACGAUCGUAUACAUCACCAAUGACACGAAUCCUUUCGAAGAGAACUGGGCGACGCAGCUCGAGGGCUAUUUUACUAGGAUGAAGAAGGGAGUGGCUUCGUUCCGUCAUCAACAAGGAAAACGGACCUCGGGAGAGUUUUCGGUGGUACUACUGCGAAAAGAAGAGGAUGAUGAUGAUGACGAGACUUACGAAAAGGACACUAGAGUUUGGAAGACAUCAAGGCCGCCUUUGAUGAACGUUUCGGAGGUCAUCGUAAAUGUGAUUUGUCCACCCUGCUUUGGUAUUCCCGGAAAAUUUUCAUGGAGUAAGAAGUUCCCAUGUGAGAAGCAGCAGCAGCGCUAUAGAAUGAGUGGUAUUCUUUCCAGGCAAGGAGUUUCGCAACGACAACAGACGAUCGUAUACAUCACCAAUGACACGAAUCCUUUCGAAGAGAACUGGGCGACGCAGCUCGAGGGCUAUUUUACUAGGAUGAAGAAGGGAGUGGCUUCGUUCCGUCAUCAACAAGGAAAACGGACCUCGGGAGAGUUUUCGGUGGUACUACUGCGAAAAGAAGAGGAUGAUGAUGAUGACGAGACUUACGAAAAGGACACUAGAGUUUGGCGACAGCUGGAUCCUAACAUCGGUGCCAGCAAAUCGAUCGAGGACUUGGAAACUCAGUUAGUGCUUUAUUUGAAAACCUUUUCCCUUCGUUCAUUCAGCAACAUUGGAUUCGAGCUGGGCCCAGGUGUAAAAUUCAGCGUCUCUGUGUAUGCGUUGGCUAGUGAAGCUCGUCCUCCUCCAAAAGAGUACCUGGACUACGAAACAGAGAAUCCACUCGAAAAGCGUCAAAUCUGGGUGCCACGUGAUGGUGCGUCUCAAGCGCAUAGUCAAAGACCAGCCGGUGACAGCGAUGAAUUCGAAGAUGAACUGAUUUCUGAUGUCCUUGAGGACACGAAAUGGCUUGAAAAAGAAGUAGGAGAUCGUACAAGAGCUAAAUUUGAGCUUAAAAAAGCAAUUAAAGUUGGUGGUGAAUGUAUUGUGAGUGAGCAAUCCGAGAUCGAAGAGCUGGGCAGAUUCGAUGCCAAAGAAAAAGAAGUAGGAGAUCGUACAAGAGCUAAAUUUGAGCUUAAAAAAGCAAUUAAAGUUGGUGGUGAAUGUAUUGUGAGUGAGCAAUCCGAGAUCGAAGAGCUGGGCAGAUUCGAUGCCAAAGGUUCGUUCUUACCAUCAAUCUAUUCUCCAAAU
Molecule: messenger RNA, 1266 nt
Organism: Cooperia oncophora
Lineage: Eukaryota; Metazoa; Nematoda; Chromadorea; Rhabditida; Trichostrongylidae
Source: the annotation of a GenBank genome assembly